AUGCGACGAUGUGCGACCGACGCGACUGCGAUGCUAGGGAAUGCGACAGCGGCCUCGGACGAACCGCGCACAGCCACCAUGAGCGGAUCGGCGUCGCGCCACUUCCGCUCAGCCGCAGAGGCGUUGCGGCAUUGCAUCAGACGACCACACGCCGCCUCGUCUGUGCCUCGGCCUACUCCUGUCCCCGCUAGUGCCGUCCUCGCUACCAGACAUCCUCACGAGCCCAGCAUUUGCUCUACUAUCGAUCCCGCCCUACCCAGAACGAGCGCCUCCAUUGGCCGCGGGUUUAGUGUCGGCGAUGCAUCUCCCGGUGACACGUGGCACCGAUCCAACGGUUCAUUUCAUCAUGGAUUGACACCACCGUACCCAGUCGUUCCUGCAGCAAUCGCCGCUCGAGCCGUAUCAUUCUACGCGAUUCACUCAUAUCCCGCUGCCGCUGCUGCUUCUGCGCCUGCUGACGUGGCAGCGAGCGGCGCGAGCGGGGAGAAGGCGCAGCCGCCGGCUUCGACGCUGCUUCCGACGUCCGGCGCCCCGGUAGUGUCGCCGCUCGUUACAGGCACGUCGCCGCUGUCGCCCGCGUCGCCCACUGGUCGCACGGUUCGGGCCGUUCUCACAGGGCUCAAACAGGGUCCCAAGAAGGUGAAUUUGGUGGCGGCAAUGGUGCGGGGGAUGACGCCAGACGACGCGCUCAUGCAGAUGGCUGUCAGCACCAAGCGCGCUUCUAAAACCGUUGCCAAGGUAAUCACAGCAGCCAAGGCCAACGCAGUGCACAACCAUGGGCUGGAGGAGAAGAAGCUUAUCAUAGCGGAGGCCUUUGUAGGUAAGGGCCGGUACCUGAAGCGGCUGAACCCGCAUGGGAGGGGGCGGUCGGGGGUGAAGCACCGCUACAGGAGCCGCCUCACUGUGGUGGUUCGGGAGAUGAGCGGCCGUGAGGAGGAGCGCGUGCAGCAGCAGAGAGAGGCUGCGGCGAAUCACAGGUGGUUGCGGCGCGUGCAGCGGAAGCGGGGGCAGAUUGUGCCACAUAAGGUGGUGGAGCAGCCGGGAAUCGCGAUUGGUCGCCUGUGCGAAAAGUGCGACGGAAAAUGCGUCGUGUGCGAUUCGUACGUGCGACCUUGCACGCUUGUUCGGAUAUGCGACGAGUGCAAUUAUGGGUCUUAUCAGGGUCGGUGUGUGAUAUGCGGAGGGCAAGGCAUAUCAGAUGCAUACUAUUGCAAGGAGUGCACGCAGCAAGAGAAGGACCGAGACGGGUGUCCAAAGAUCAUUAACUUAGGUAGUGCUAGAACAGACCUGUUUUAUGAAAGGAAAAAGUAUGGCUUUAAACAGAGGGCAUAA
This is a messenger RNA of Closterium sp. Yama58-4, 1332 nucleotides long. The record is from the annotation of a GenBank genome assembly. NCBI's taxonomy places the organism in Eukaryota, Viridiplantae, Streptophyta, Zygnematophyceae, Desmidiales, Closteriaceae.